GAUCGCAUUUCUUAUCCAGUCAGACGGUCGGAUGACUCAGCUUUGCAUAUUGUUUGAACUUGAACUGACUUUAUUCACAAUAACUACUUUCCUUUUAUUAUAUUAUAAGAUUUGAUAGUAAAUAUCAUUUGCUACUUCUUCAAUAAGUUCGUCAUAAUGCCCUCCAGGGCUGAUAUCACAUACUUCGGCGCCGGGCCGGCCUUGCUACCCACUGCCGUCCUUGAAAACGCCACCCAAGCUCUCCUGAAUUACAACGACACAGGACUAGGAAUUGCUGAACACUCGCAUCGUUCUCAAUAUGCUGCCGAUAUUAUUAACCAGGCAAAAGCCGAUCUGACCACUUAUCUUGAUAUUCCCGAAGACUAUGAAAUCCUCUUCAUGCAGGGUGGUGGUAGCGGCGAAUUCUCGGCUACUGUCUAUAACCUUGUUGGCGCCUGGGUAACUAGGAAAAAGGCUGAAAUUUUGAAGCAGCUAGGUGCUCCGAGUGAGGAGGAAGCUAAUCAAGAAGAGCUUGUAUCAGCGCUCAAAAAGGCCAUCGAUACUGAGCUAAAGCUAGACUACUUAGUAACGGGCGGAUGGUCGCUAAAAGCCUACCAAGAAGCUGGUCGUCUACUAGGCCCAGAGUACACCAAUCUGGUUACAGAUUCCCGAACAGUGAAUCAGGGGAAGUUCGGUAAGAUCCCAGAUGAAAGCACGUGGAAGCUUUCCAAAAAUGCUGCCAUGGUAUACUAUUGCGACAACGAGACCGUGGAUGGCGUUGAGUUCCCUAAGUUCCCCGAUACUCUAAGACCCGACUCCAAUGGCGAAGGCCCCAUCGUCGUUGCGGAUAUGUCCUCAAACAUUCUGUCGAGAAGAAUUCCAGUCAAAAACUUUUCAGUCAUCUUCUUCGGCGCGCAAAAGAACCUUGGCUCGACGGGAGUCACCGUGGUCAUUAUCAAGAAGAGCCUGCUUGCUCCGGCAUGCCCACAGCCUUCAGCGGCGUUGAUGAGAAAACUUGGCCUUCCAGUUCCCCCGAUCAUAUUUUCUUACGAGACUAUUGCCAAGAAUAACAGUUUGUACAACACUCUCAGCAUUUUUGAUGUCUACAUUGCUGGCCAAGUACUCAAGAAGCUGCUCACAACGUUUCCGGAUAAAGUUGACGGCCAACAAGCCGUUGCUGACCAGAAGGCGGAAAUCAUCUACAAGGCCCUCGAGGCACACCCGAAUGUCUACAGGAUCGUCCCGGACAAGUCGGUGCGCUCUAGGAUGAACAUUUGUUUCCGCGCGACUGUGAAUAACGAUACGGAAGGCGCUGAAGCAAAGUUCCUAAAGGAUGCAGCCGCUCUUGGACUCACUGGUUUGAAGGGGCAUCGAAGUGUGGGAGGCAUACGCGCUAGCAACUACAAUUCGAUCCCGCUCGCCGGGGCCCAGAAGCUAGCAGAAUUUAUAAACAACUUCGCUCAAACUCAGGGUUAAUAGUCCUGAGUAUGAUGACGGUGCCAAUGAGUUCGGCCCUGGCAACCCGUAAACCCGGCACGGAGGACACUGAGGAAGCAUAGCGAAUAAUACGACUCGCUCUAACAUCAACAUUUGUCUAGAUUACUACGAGUUUGAGGUGUCGGUUGCUUUCGCACGGCAUGGCAUGGUAAAUAGGGUGAUUAAAAGCAUUCAACAUGGGGGCUGGUAAAGGAAAAGAAAACUUCAACUAUAGAAAUCCUAAAUAGGUAGGCUAGACAUACAAUAUGUACUUUCAUCUAGGCGUCACCAUUUAAU
Daldinia vernicosa is the source of this 1752-nucleotide messenger RNA. Its product is annotated as phosphoserine aminotransferase. The coding region runs from base 157 to 1455 and encodes 432 amino acids. Gene Ontology annotation, biological process: L-serine biosynthetic process. The transcript has 3 exons. Gene Ontology annotation, molecular function: O-phospho-L-serine:2-oxoglutarate transaminase activity; pyridoxal phosphate binding. NCBI's taxonomy places the organism in Eukaryota, Fungi, Ascomycota, Sordariomycetes, Xylariales, Hypoxylaceae. Gene Ontology annotation, cellular component: cytoplasm. The record is from RefSeq and is a predicted model, not a curated record.